AUGAAGAAGUAUGGAUAUCAUCAAAGUAACUCGGAUCAUACCCUAUUUAUCAAACGUAUGGAUGAUACUCGUGAUGAUGUUGUUGAAAUGGGUAAAUUACAGAAGUACUUAGCCUCGAAGUUUAAGAUGAAGGACUUGAGGGCUUUGAAGUAUUUUCUGGGAAUCGAAGUAACUCGCUCUGCUACUAGUAUUUGUCUCUCUCAAAGAAAGUAUGUUUUAGACAUGUUGAUAGAAACUAGUAUGUUAGGGUGUGCACCACCCAAAACCCUUAUUGUGCAAAAUCAUCACCUAGCAAUCUAUCCUGAUCAAGUGCCACCCAAUAAGGGGAUAUAUCAGAGCUUAGUGGGAAGACUAAUUUAUCUUUGGCAUACUGAGCUAAAUAAUAUAUAUGCAGUUAGUGUUGUUAGCCAGUUCAUGUAUUCUCCUACCGAUGAUCACUUAGCGACAGAUAUGAGGAUUUUGAGUUAUUUGAAGAAAGUUCCAAGCCAAGGCUUGAUAUUCAGAAAACUGGGAAAUUUGGAUGUCAAGGGUUAUACACAUGAAAGUUAG
This is a messenger RNA of Prunus armeniaca (apricot), 549 nucleotides long. NCBI's taxonomy places the organism in Eukaryota, Viridiplantae, Streptophyta, Magnoliopsida, Rosales, Rosaceae. The record is from the annotation of a GenBank genome assembly.